GAUCCAGUCAUGCUGAUACUCGGUCUCGGGAGGCAGCAGGCUGGGCUCUUCCCCAGCUCUUCACUCCUUCCUCUUUCUCCAGGAUUUCAUCUGAACUGCAACUGAGUCACGAGAUCCAAGGACAAACCUGCCACAAGGGGAAAAAACCAAGAGUGGAAACACACGCCUGAAGUCACCACAGUGCAGGCAGCAUGGACUGAGGGCCGGCCUGCACAUCUCUGUGUCAUCGAAGCAUAAGUUUCUGCAUCUUAAAUGCUCGUAGCUGUAAAGAAAUCAUGUCUGCGACGUACACCUGGGCUUGUUUCUUUCUCUGGAUCAGCUUUGCCACACAGGACAAAACUCCAGAUGUGAUCGUGACCUGCUCUGUUUCUGAGGAAUGCAUGCUCCCCUGCAACUUCCAGCCUGGCAGUAAGGUGACCGUCGAAUGGUUCCGGCAGGACAUAGUGGUGUACAAAUUUGAGCGAACGGAUGACAACAGCAGCAGCAAGGAGCAUUUCAGGCACGAACGCCUCACCGGACGCGCCUCCAUUUCGCCGACUCAAGUAUCCAAUGGUAACGCCACCAUGGUCCUGAGGAUGAGCGGGCUCAAAGACAGAGGCACGUACCGCUGUCAUGUGCACACCUCAGAGGGAGAACACGAUGCCACAGUCAUUUUGAAGGUGGAAGCCCCCAUCCGGGGCCUGUUCCUGGAGCAGUUCAGACUGAGUGGCUACGAGGAGAUGAAAUGCACGAUCCGUGAUGUCUUCCCCGCUCCUCGGGUAACCUGGGCGACGGAGCCCCCCACAUUUGAAAACCUGCGGCCGGUCACGCGUAAGCUGGCCAACAAGAAGGGACUCUACACGGUGGACAGCCGGCUGAAGCUACUGAAGGGACAGCCUGACCUCAUAUACAUCUGUAAAGUGACCACUUUGUAUGGUGGUCCGACCUGGACCGCCUCCCUCAGGCAGAGAGAAAUAAGAGGAACUCAAGGGAAAGAUGUGACCAUCCCUUGCAGCGCCCCUACUUACCUGAUCAACCCUUCCCUCCUAUGGACCUUCUCCAACGGGGAGGAGUUUUCCCGCAUCGUCUCGUAUGACAGCCGGUCAGGGCGCAGCAUCUCCACGCCGCCCUGGGACCACCACAUGGAGCUGGACAACUUCCGGGUCGUGUUUGGAGACGGCUCCCUGCGGCUGAUGGACCCCAGACACUCGGAGCACACGGGCAGCUUCACCUGCGAGUUCUCGGCGCCGUACAGCUCACACACAGAACGCAACGUGGUGACCAUCGGGGACCCUGAUGGUCAGCAAAGAGCAACGGAGGCUCCAUCGUAUUGGUGGGUCUUGGGCGUGGUGGCUGGAUUAAUUGUUCUGGUUCUGGUCAGCGUGCUAGCCUACCUCAAGCUGAAAGGAAGAAAAUCAAAGCACACAAACGACCCUGAGGAGGAGACGGAGCUGAACCUGGCCAAAGUUGCUGCAGAGAGAAGUUAACCUGCGUGGAGCCCCGCAUUUGGCACUUGAUCACUCUGAGCACUAUCAGGAAGAACAACCUGAAUCCCCUUAACUACCAACGCACAUAGAGCACAAAGAUGAGGAACUGCAAGUUUCUGACAAACAGAAAAGUCUCAUUAAGAUUGAAUUUUAGUAAAAGGAUCACAGCGUCCGUUUGAAAUGGUCAAUUUCAGUUUGGGCAUUCCUAGGUUUCAGACUGUUCACAAGAGGGAUUCACACACCCUGACAGCACAACUUAAAGUCUGAAAGUAUUUCAGAAACUCUGUUGAGACCGUUUUCUUGUCAGUAUCCCAGCGGGAUAAAUCUACAUUUCAACGAGAUGAUUCAGGGCUGGAACAAUGUGACGGUAACCUGAAAAGGUCGCGGCACAUAGAAACGGAUCAUUAGCCUGAAAUAAACCAAGUUCCUGCCAAAAAAUGCUAAAUGGUUGGUAAUGUUCCAGCAAAAAUCCUUGAAAGUAUUCACAUCUAUUUUUAAUGCUGUACAUUUGGUUCAACAGACAGUAGAAAGCCAACGCUCGUCUGGGAGUUUCAUUCCUAUUUUGUGGAUUUUCCCCUUUUAAAUUGAUCCAAUCAUGAAUCAUUUUAGCACAUAAAUCCCAUUAAAAACCCAUUAGGCUUCUUCUCAAAACUGACUGUACACCAUGCUAUUUGAGCAAAAAUAAAACAAAAGGAGAAAAUAAACAUGACAACAUCCAUUUUUGGAUACAAAAUAUGGUCACUCUGCUCCAUCAGAGUGUGACAAACAUGUCGAAUGUAAUUCAGCCAAUUGCUGAAGUGAGCACGGCCUCAUGCUGCCAGGAGACAAAAAUACUGGAUGCCACAGGGAGGAAGUCAUAUCUAUUUAGUAACAUGAGUCAAUGUUGAAAGGAUUCUGCCAUAUAUUGCCACAGUUCUUCAGAUACAGAUUUCAGGUUCCUAGUUUAGUUAUCCGAACAAUUUAAGAAAACAUAAAGUUUUUUUCUAAGGGGACUGGAGUUGAAGAGUUUCACCAAAAGGCCUCUGAAGUGUCUUUUUGUUGGAUUGUUCUUCCUAAUGCUUGAAAACUAAUGAAGAGGCUUUUUAUUAUUUAAUUCUCUCAAUGAUAAGAAGUUUUGUAUAGACAACAUAUCUACUGUUUGGCCUUGAAUACAACAGCAAGGAUGGCUUUGUACUUUCUGCACUGUCUUCCUUUAACACAUAUUAACUUAAAGGAUGAGCUGGCCAGUAAAUCACUGUUUCUUUGAUAUUGUUUUAUACGACAAAAAUAUAUUUUCUUCUUACUUGGGCAGUGCUUUUCUCGAAGCUGUCACAGAAGUGUCAUAAUAAACUUAAUGAUGUCAAAAAUGA
Molecule: messenger RNA, 2815 nt
Organism: Menidia menidia (Atlantic silverside)
Lineage: Eukaryota; Metazoa; Chordata; Actinopteri; Atheriniformes; Atherinopsidae
Source: the annotation of a GenBank genome assembly